GUGCCGGUCACGUGGUGUCAGGGCGGCUGCCCCCCCCGGCCGGUCCGGCCAGCGGCGAGCCGCGGUGAUGGAGGCGGGAGCUGCCGCCGAGACGGAGCCGCUGCUGCCCCCGCGGAGCUGGCGGGCGGCGGGGGGCGCCGCCGGAGCUGCCGAGGACCUCCGCAUCGACCAGGCCGUGGUGUUUAUCGAGGACGCGAUACAAUAUCGAUCCAUAAAUCACCGUGUGGACUCUAAAUCACUGUGGCUGUAUCGCUGGUAUUAUUCAAGAAUUUGCCAGUGGAUUUUGAGCUUCACCAUUACCAUAAUCCUGGCGUUGGCUUUCAUUGAAACACCCUCCUCGCUUACUGUCACAUCAGAUGUGAGGUACCGCCUUCCUGCGUGGGAUCCUCCGUGCGGCCUGACCGAAAGCAUUGAGCUGCUGUGCUUCCUGGUCUUUGUGAUCGAUGUGUCUGUGAAGAGUUACUUAAUUGGAUGGGAAGAAUUUUGGAAAAAUAAAUGGCUGAUGGCUUAUAUCCUGACGUUAAUUAUUUCCCUUACUGAUUGGGUUGUGUCGCUGAGCUUUUUCUGCACAGAGACUGUAAGAAUAAGAAGAAUUCUUCGUCCUUUCUUUCUCCUUCAGAAUUCUUCGAUGAUGAAGAAAACAUUGAAAAGUAUCAACAGCACAUUGCCUGAAAUGGCAAGUGUUGUUCUACUGCUCGCUGUUCAUCUGUCUCUCUUUACCAUGUUUGCCAUGCUGCUGUUUGCUCGAACAAAGGAUGGUCAACAGGAUAAGGAGUGGGUGGGUUACUUUCGGAAUUUGCCAGAUUCCCUGACAUCACUGCUGGUCCUGCUGACUACAGCAAAUAACCCUGAUGUAAUGAUUCCUGCUUAUUCUAAGAACCGAGCAUAUUCCAUCUUCUUCAUACUCUUCACUGUAUUAGGUAACUUAUUUCUGAUGAACCUACUUACAGCAAUAAUCUACAACCAGUUUCGUGGGUACCUUCUGAAAUCCGUUCAGUCCUCCCUCUUCAGAAGACGGCUGGGAAUCCGGGCUGCAUUUGAAGUGCUUUCUUCCCUAAAAGAGACUCCUGCUAAUGCAGAACAGUCGUAUGUUAGUGCUGGAGCCUUGCUUCAAGUGCUGCAGAAAGUUGAAAUGGAUUCUCGCAGCAGGCAAGCAAUCAUGAUGUCACUCAAAAUAUGCUCCUGUGACCAGCUGUCAGUUGCCCAGUUCCAGUGGCUCUUUGAAGAGCUAGACAAGGAUGCCAUUAAACAACAUCCUCCCAGUCCAGAAUACCGAUCCCAUUUCAUGCGGAAAAUGCAGUUUGCCUUUGGCCAUCCCUACUUUGGCUACUUGGGAAAUGUUGUUGCCCUUGCAAACAUUGUUUCUAUCUGUGUGGUUUUGGUGUUGGAUGCAGAUAAGCAGCCUUCUGAAAGAGAUGACUUCUUCUUGGGGACUAUCAACUGCUUCUUCAUCAUAUACUAUCUGAUGGAAAUGUUGUUGAAAAUCUUGGCAAUGGGCUUGAAAAGAUAUUUAUCAUACCCGAGCAAUAGGUUUGAUGGACUUCUAACUACAAUUUUGCUGGUUUUGGAGAUUGCAACUUUUGCUGAAUAUGGAUUUCCUCAUCCUGGUUGGAGACCAGAGUUUGUGGGCCUGCUAUCCCUGUGGGAUAUGGUGCGACUGGUGAACAUGUUAAUCGUGUUCAGGUUCCUGCGGAUCAUUCCUAAUAUGAAGUUCAUGUCUUUGGUUGUUACUACGUUGCUGGACCUGGUAAAAAACUUGAGAGCCUUUGCAGGAAUCCUGGUGGUGGUUUUCUAUGCAUUUGCUAUAACUGGCAUAAUGCUGUUUAAAGGUGCUGUGGUUCCUCUGGGAAAUGUCAGUCUUGUUAAUACAACGUAUAACAAUGGCACUUUGCAGUGUGGGACCUAUGAGCAACUGGAAUAUUGGCCAAACAACUUUGAUGACUUUGCUGCAGCGUUAGUGACUCUUUGGGAUGUGAUGGUAGUGAACAACUGGCAAGUCUUUUUGGAAGCAUUUUCGAGAUACUCAAGUCCGUGGGCAAAGAUCUAUUUUGUAGCCUGGUGGUUGAUCUCCUCUGUCAUAUGGGUUAAUCUCUUCAUAGCUUUACUUCUAGAGAACUUCAUUCACAAGUGGGACCGUCGCUGUCAUCGGGAGUCCCUCUCAGAUGUUGAAUACCAGAGGACAGUAGAACUAAUGUUCAGAGAUGUUUUGGAAGAACCAACAGAGGAAGAGCUGAUGGAAAAGCUGCACCAACAUCCACACCUGCACUUAUGUAGGUGACUGGUGGGAAGGAUGGACUUAUUUAGACCUCUGUUUUUUGAGGUUGUCAGCUGGAAGAAAUAGAAUGGAUUUUCUGUGAGGUGCUGCUGGGAGAGGCUUGCAAGGCGAUAUGUAAGGCUUUGCUUGUCAAUUCUCUGCCGAAAGAAUGUUUUUAAUUGUUCAUAUUUGAAUCCUUGCUAUUCCAACUUGAUUUUAAGUUGCAAUUUUAGAGGAGUAUUGCAGCUAUUAUUUUUAUAAACUGUUGGUAUCAGAAAGUUUUAUUUUCUUUUUUAAGAAGGGAAAGUGUGUUAAAAGGACAGUGCACUUUAAAAUAUGGACUCUGUAACCACUAA
Tympanuchus pallidicinctus (lesser prairie-chicken) is the source of this 2610-nucleotide messenger RNA. It is a transcript of the gene TPCN2, whose product is annotated as two pore segment channel 2. Gene Ontology annotation, biological process: transmembrane transport; monoatomic ion transport. Gene Ontology annotation, molecular function: voltage-gated channel activity; monoatomic ion channel activity. The record is from RefSeq and is a predicted model, not a curated record. The transcript is spliced from 25 exons. Lineage: Eukaryota; Metazoa; Chordata; Aves; Galliformes; Phasianidae. Gene Ontology annotation, cellular component: lysosomal membrane. Bases 68 to 2278 code for a protein of 736 amino acids.